AUGGCAAAGAAUGAUUUGAAUAGUCAGUUUUGUAGUUUGACUCAUGAUGAACUAAGCUCUUUUUUGUCGAAGUAUCGAUUUCCCCCGGGGUUAGGGUAUAUGCUUCAAGAACCCCAUCAUAUAGCAACCAGUGUUCCUGAAGGAAAAAUUGCCCUUUAUUGUUCCUCCUUCGAAUGCGGUAAUAUCCGGCUUCCAUUCACCGACUUCUAUUGUUCCGCUUUUAACUAUUUUAAAGUUCAUGUAUCACAAGUUAACCCUUAUGGUAACAUCCGUGUGGGUAUGUUUGAGUUAUGUUGUCGAGCCCAUGAGAGUGUACCUACCGUUACUUUGUUCCGAAGGUUCUAUAAGCUGGCCAAGACCGGUAGUUGGUACACAUUUGAAAAACGCUCUGAGGAUGAGGUCGGGGAAUGUGUGGUUGGGCUACCAGAGUCCAUAAAAGGCUGGAAAUCUAGAUUUUUUUAUGUUGAUGCUUCUGUUUUCCCUGCUAAUUUUUAUCAUGCUCGAAUUAUCCGCAAAAAAUCCAAAGGGAAGAUGUCUGAUGAUCUUCCAUACCAUGGCUUUAGUUUCGCUCUUGUGGAUAGGAAGAGUGAUCAUCCUCUUCAUUACCGUAUUGUUCAAGAGCCUAUUCUCUACCUUGCUGGCUUAUCUCAAUCGUGGGACUAUCACCCUGCUGUUCCGAUAAUACGCGUUAGAGGGGAGGUGAUGGGUCUCUCUAAGUUUCUUAAAGGUGGGUAUAACGGUGGGACGUUUACUCCAGAUCCUCCUACUGCCGUUGCCGUGGCCCUUAGGGAUUUUUCUAAAGAGAUAGCUACUACCAGAAGAUACGGUGGUGCUGCUAAAGCUGUUUUAGAAGCUUCGGUGCACGCAGGGGAGGGUGAGAUUGUUGGUUCUUCUGCCGCUCCUUUAUUAGUUACUCAGAGACCUUUUGGCACCGUUGCUGCUCCAAAAAAAAAAGGAAAGUUGCUCCUUCUGCUUCUAGCAUACACCUUCAGCGAUCGCAUGGAGGGUACUUCUUCUGGAGCCCCUAAGCGAUCCAUCACUCAAAUGCUUACGGGGGCUCUUUCAGGUCCUCCUAUUAGAGGUAUAAGACUUGUUUCAGGGGGAAAACAUCUCGGAAUUUCAAGUGGUCCUUGGAAGGGUAAAGGAAUCAUGGGCUCGGAAAAAUCAAAUGCUAAGAAAACUGCUGAAACAGAGGUACUUAAAGCUAAAGGAAAGAUUGCAUCUGCUGAAGGAGGCAUUAAUGUUGCUGGUCCGUCAAGCAACGAUGAAUUGGAAAAGGGAGAAAAAGGUCAGGAUGGUGAGGAGUCUGAUGAUGAUGGAGGAAAGGAUCAGGAAUCUGAUAACAAGGAGGAAGGAGAGGAUAGCCAAAGCGAUGAUUUCUCUGGUAAUUAUACUGAUGGGUCCUUUAACUCUGAAGAAAACCCUUUGCCAAUUGUUAAAGGCCUUUUUGAUCCUCCUUUCAUUCGUGUCAAACAUAUGAGCACCCUUGAAGAUAGCGAGGAUCAACGCGAUUAUGUUCGCAACAUUAUGGUUCCUUACCGUAAGCGGGAGGCUGAGAAGAUGUCCAAUGGAGAGUUCAUUAACUAUGCCAAUGCAUCCUUGGUUGACAUUAUCACCUCACUGUCUGAGUAUAUGAGGCGAUUUUCAUUGACCGAUGAGGAUCGUUGCAAGUUGCAUCUUCAGAAUACAAAGUUAAAAAACAAGGUUGAGUAUCUCGAAGGUAGUGAAGGACGAGUUCUUGAGAGGAAAGCCCAUAGGGUCCUUCAUUCUGACCUUGACAACAAAGAACGACAAAACCUUGAGCUGCAACAAGAACUGAACAAAGUUCAGGUCGAGUUUCAAAAGGAAAAAACUAAGCUUCUCGAGCGGCUGGAUCUUGUGACUUCGGAUCGUGAUGCUUGGAAGGCUAAAGUUAAAGAUGCAAAGAAGCAAACCGAGAAUUUUUGUAUUGAUUUAGUUACAGAAAAAGAUAAUGUGACCCGUUUGCAGGGAUUGGUUAAUGGCCUUCGUUUGAAAGCUGCUAAAUACAAAGAGGAAACUAAAAUGGAGGUUUCAGAUAGGAAGCUACUUAUAGAGAGCUUGCCUUUGCUUUUCAUGAAGUUCUUAAAGAGUGAUGAGUUUAGUAAGGAGAUGAGUGUGGUGCAAACUCAUGCGAUGGAUGCGGGUGGGCAUCGAGCUAUAAAUGAUCUUAAAAAUCAGCUUCCUAGUGUCGAUCCUUCUACCUUGGCUGGUUAUAAUCCAGGGGCGUUUGAAAAACUUCUUUUUGCUGUUGCUAAGGUGGAGGAAAUAAAAUUUCCUUACAUUUCUAAGCUUGCUUCAAGUUCAGGUCUCUACUCCAGAAUUAUUGCAGCUCGAUCCAGAGGUCCUCCCGGAGGAGAACUAAGCUUUUAUCGUUUAUUAUAA
Molecule: messenger RNA, 2403 nt
Organism: Erigeron canadensis
Lineage: Eukaryota; Viridiplantae; Streptophyta; Magnoliopsida; Asterales; Asteraceae
Exons: 3
Coding region: 1-2403 (800 amino acids)
Source: RefSeq, a predicted model, not a curated record